UUUCCCUUGUUGCAGAAGGCUGAGAUUGCUUCGAGGUUUCUCUACUUAGCUCCAGAAGCCAUCUCUAACCCAGACAUGCCAAGAUGAAUACUUCCAAUUUCUGCUCUCUGAAGCACAGUGAUGCUGGCAUAGCUACAAUUGCCUAAGGAAGAUCAAGCUUAACGUUAAAAUAAAUUUGUUUUUUACUGGAAGAACAGCGUUGGUCUGUUUUAUCCACUCUCUUUUUGUUGGACAUUUUAGACGCUCGCAACCUUUCACCAUUACUUCUCAAAGCAAGACGGACUUUCUAGCGCUUGCUUCUCGGAUUUUCCAGAGGAAGCGACUCGUUGCUGCUGUGGUUGGUAUCGUCAUGGUGUUGAUUCUUAUUAUAGCUAUACCGCUACUGGUCCAGAGUUCCAAGACCUCGGCUCACUACGAGAUGAUGGGAACUUGCAGGAUGAUCUGUGAUCCUUACAGUACCAAGCCCAGCAGUACAGCGGGGGAAGUCAUGCAAGAUCUGAGUGCUAUUCCUCCUCCACCGCCUUUUGUUCAGGGGACUAGUAAAGGGGAACCUGGGCGCCCUGGAAAACCGGGUCCCCGGGGUCCACCUGGGGAACCUGGUCCGCCAGGUCCAAAAGGACCUCCCGGAGAAAAGGGGGACUCUGGAAAACCUGGGUUCCCAGGAACAUUGGGUACAGGAGGUACUGAGUCAAGUGCCCUUAGUACAGCAGUAAGUGGCACCAAGAUAGCUUUUUACGUGGGUCUGAAGAGCCCUCACGAAGGAUACGAAGUUCUUAAGUUUGAUGAUGUUGUGACUAACCUGGGAAACCAGUACGACCCAGCAACGGGCAAGUUUACCUGCCACGUAUCUGGGAUCUAUUUCUUUACGUACCAUGUGCUGAUGAGAGGGGGCGAUGGAACCAGUAUGUGGGCAGACCUUUGUAAAAACGGACAGGUCCGCGCCAGUGCUAUUGCCCAGGACGCCGAUCAGAACUACGACUAUGCCAGCAACAGUGCGGUCCUUCACCUAGACUCUGGGGAUGAGAUAUAUGUCAAACUGGACGGAGGGAAAGCACAUGGAGGAAAUAAUAAUAAGUACAGCACUUUCUCUGGUUUCAUUUUAUAUCCCGAUUAAAUAUCUCAAGCCAACGUCUCCACUUUAACAGCUGUCUCUACGGGUCACUAUGCUUUUAAGCUUCAUUUUAUACAUUUCUGUGGAAAACGAAAAGGUGUCAAUUUCUUCCUCUUCCAGCAGAUAGCCAGUAAUAACGACGUAGCCCUUGAGACCAUGUGUUUGAAUGUGACCAUAUUUAGCUUGGCAAUCUGUGGUGUAUUUAUUAAAAAAACAAACAAACAAACAAUCUAAUUAAGAAAGGUAAACGAAUAUAUGGACAAGGUUAUGUUAAUGGAUUUUAUUUAAACGUGUUCUUCUUUAAACAUCCAUUAUUUCAAUAAACUUCAUGUUUUCUAUACUGUGGCUGGUUCCAAUUAUUUAUGUGCAGAAAUAUAACAACGGAAUAUGUCUAGAUCAAGUGAGGGACCAGUGUAUAUUUAAUUAUAAGGCUGGAUAUUAAAAAGAAAAUCGUCAUCUAAAGUUUUACAGCAAAUGUAAUUUUAGCUAAUCAUCACUUAACUGCAGUGUAGCCUAUAAUAAUUUAAAACCUGAAAAACUGAGAUGAUACUGGAAUCCAAAGACAAACUUAACUUAUUGAUAGAUGCUAUUAUCCGUAUGCACACAGAAUUCCAGUUUUUUUUUGUUUUUUUAAUGUGUGUAAUGUACCUGUGAUGCAGAA
Acipenser ruthenus (sterlet) is the source of this 1772-nucleotide messenger RNA. RefSeq names its product complement C1q-like protein 2. Lineage: Eukaryota; Metazoa; Chordata; Actinopteri; Acipenseriformes; Acipenseridae. Gene Ontology annotation, molecular function: protein binding. The record is from RefSeq and is a predicted model, not a curated record. Bases 350 to 1114 code for a protein of 254 amino acids. The transcript has 2 exons.